AUGGAGCCACAGGAAGGAAGGAAAGGGAUACCAUCUCUGCUGUCCUCGCAGGGGGAGUGCAUUGCCACCAACAUCACACAGCUCAUUGGUUGGACACCACUGAUAGAACUGAGAAACAUCACUGAGAAAGACAGCAUAGGUGCUCGGCUGAUUGGGAAGAUUGAGCCGUACCAGCCCCUUUCCUCUGUGAAGGAUCGGAGUGCUCUCAGAUUGAUUGAAGAUGCAGAGGAGAAAGGCUUGAUCACACCUGGCAUCACAACACUGCUGGGGGUCACAAGUGGUAAUCUUGGCAUCGGCGUGGCGUUCAUUGCUGCUCAGAAAGGAUACAAGUUCAUCGCCCUCAUGCCUGCUAAACUCUCGCUUGAUAAGCAGAUACUGAUGCGAUACCUUGGCGUAGAAGUGGUAUUAGUUGAUGCUGUACAGCAUGGAUUCAAAGCUUUACUUGAUAGGGUAGAACAGAUGAAGAAGGAUGUGGAAGAUGUGUAUGUUCUAGAUCAAUUCACCAAUCCUGCAAAUCCCGAUGCCCACUUCAGAUGGACUGGACCUGAGAUAUGGAAAGAUACAGCAGGCAAAGUGGACAUAUUUAUAGCUGCUUCAGGUUCAGGAGGCACCAUCACAGGCGUGGGGAGGUAUCUCAAGACGAAGAACCCAUCUGUAAAAUUAAUAUGCGUUGAACCAGCUGAAAGUCCAGUGAUUUCAGGUGGCGAGCCAGCCUUCCACAACAUCCUAGGAAUAGGGCCUGGUUUUGUCCCAGAAAUAUUGGAUAGAUCCCAGAUAGAUGAAAUUGUAACAGUAACUACUCAAGAAGCUAUGGACAUGGCUAGAAGAUUGGCAAGGGAAGAAGGAUUGCUUGUUGGCAUAUCUUCAGGGGCAAAUGCAGCUGCCUGCUUAAAGGUUGCAUCAAGAGAGGAGAACAGGGGAAAGAUGAUUGUGACAAUGUUUUCCAGUGGUGCAGAGAGGUAUCUGAACUCGGAGCUCUUUGCGCAGGUUAAGGAAGAGUGCGUCAACGUCAACAUGACCUUCUGA
Messenger RNA from Triticum turgidum subsp. durum (durum wheat), 1026 nucleotides. NCBI's taxonomy places the organism in Eukaryota, Viridiplantae, Streptophyta, Magnoliopsida, Poales, Poaceae. The record is from the annotation of a GenBank genome assembly.